AGGGGGCACCUGCCGGGGUAACAGGCCAGGAUGAAGUAAAUGGAAAGUCCUCAGAGCUCGGCUGCUGACUCCAGCUGUCGAGAAGGGGGAGGAGAAAACCCCGUGGGACAGGGGAGGAGGGUGAGGGCUCCUCUUAGGAAGUUAUUUAAGAGCCAACUUUCUUGUCUUUCCUGAGUCCUUUUGAGGAAGUCCCCGGGGCGUACAGAGCAAGCCCACGCGAGGGCACCUCUGGAGGGGAUCGCCCGCAGAACCUUGUAAAGCCAAGAAUGUCAGAAACCUCCAGGAUCUCCUCCUUUGGAGGCAGGAGAGCAGUUCCACCCAACAACUCCAAUGCAGAGGAGGGUGACCUGCCCACAGAGGAGAUUCACAGCCUGGUGCCCCGGGGCAUCAACAUGGAAGACUUUCUUAAUGUCACGAACGUUCACCUGUUCAAGGAGCGAUGGGACACCAACAAGGUGGAUCACCACACUGACAAGUAUGACAACAACAAGCUGAUUGUCCGCAGAGGGCAGCCUUUCUACAUGCAGAUCGACUUCAAUCGUCCGUAUGACCCCAGCCGGGAUCUCUUCAGGGUGGAAUAUGUCAUUGGCCGCUACCCGCAGGAGAACAAGGGCACCUACAUCCCAGUGCCUGUAGUCUCAGAGUUACAAAGUGGAAAGUGGGGGGCCAAGGUUGUCAUGAGAGAGAACAAUUCUGUGCGGCUGUACGUCCAGUCUUCCCCCGAAUGUAUCGUGGGGAAAUUCCGCAUGUAUGUUGCUGUCUGGACCCCCUAUGGCAUACUUCGAACCCGUCGAAACCCAGAAACAGACACGUACAUUCUCUUCAAUCCUUGGUGUGAAGAUGAUGCUGUGUAUCUGGAUGAUGAGAAAGAAAGAGAAGAAUAUGUCCUGAACGACAUUGGGGUAAUUUUUUAUGGAGAGGUCAAUGACAUCAAGACUAGGAGCUGGAGCUAUGGUCAGUUUGAAGAUAGCAUCCUGGACAUUUGCCUAUACGUGAUGGACAGAGCACAAAUGGACCUCUCUGGAAGGGGAAAUCCCAUCAAAGUCAGCCGUGUGGGGUCUGCAAUGGUGAAUGCCAAAGAUGAUGAAGGUGUCGUCGUUGGAUCCUGGGACAAUGUCUAUGCCUAUGGCGUCCCCCCAUCAGCCUGGACUGGAAGUGUUGACAUUCUAUUGGAAUACCGGAGCUCUGAGAAUCCAGUCCGAUAUGGCCAAUGCUGGGUUUUUGCUGGUGUCUUUAACACAUUUUUACGAUGUCUUGGAAUACCAGCAAGAGUUAUUACCAAUUAUUUCUCGGCCCACGAUAAUGAUGCCAAUUUGCAAAUGGACAUCUUCCUGGAAGAAGAUGGGAGCGUGAAUUCCACCCUCACCAAGGAUUCCGUGUGGAACUACCAUUGCUGGAAUGAAGCAUGGAUGACAAGACCUGACCUUCCUGUUGGAUUUGGAGGCUGGCAGGUUGUGGACAGCACCCCCCAGGAAAAUAGCGAUGGCAUGUUUCGGUGUGGCCCUGCCUCGGUUCAAGCUAUCAAGCACGGCCACGUCUGCUUCCAAUUUGAUGCACCCUUUGUUUUUGCAGAGGUCAACAGUGACCUCAUUUACAUUACAGCUAAGAAAGAUGGCACUCAUGUGGUGGAAGCCGUGGAUCCCACCCACAUUGGGAAAUUAAUUGUGACAAAACAAAUUGGAGGAGAUGGCAUGAAGGAUAUCACUGAUACUUACAAAUUUCAAGAAGGUCAAAAAGAAGAGAGACUGGCCCUAGAAACUGCCCUGAUGUACGGAGUUAGAAAGCCCUUCAACACAGAAGGUGUCAUCAAAUCGAGGUCCAAUGUUGACAUGGACUUUGAAGUGGAAAAUGCCGUGCUGGGACAAGACUUGAAGCUUACCAUCACCUUCCAGAACAAAAGCCACAGGCGUUACACCACCACAGCUUAUCUCUCAGCCAACAUUAUCUUCUACACCGGGGUCUCGAAGGCAGAAUUCAAGAAGGAGACGUUCAGCGUGAUGCUGGAGCCCUUGUCCUUCAAGAAAGAGGAGGUGCUGAUCCGAGCCGGCGAGUACAUGGGUCAGCUGCUAGAACAGGCGUCCCUGCACUUCUUUGUCACAGCUCGCGUCAAUGAGACCAAAGAUGUUCUGGUCAAGCAGAAGUCCAUCGUGCUAAUAAUCCCUGAGGUCAUCAUCAAGGUCCGUGGCGCUCAGGUAGUUGGUUCUGACAUGAUUGUGACAGUUGAGUUUACUAAUCCCUUAAAAACAACCCUGCAAAACGUCUGGAUACACCUGGAUGGUCCUGGAAUAACAAGACCAAUGAGGAAGAUGUUCCGUGAAAUCAUGCAUUAUUUGUCUUUCCAUGUCUGGUUUAUUUCACUUACCAUGAUGCCCUUCCUCCAGGUCUAAUUCCUGUUGUUACAAAUGGCAUGAUUUCGUUCUUUUUUAUGUCUGAAUAGUUAUAGAAACCUAGAUUCAGGGUAGAAUGUCUCCCAGGCAAGAGAAGCUUUAUUUCUCAGAGACUGUCAAAAAUUGGGCAAAAAAUCAUGACAUAGAAAACACUUGUUAUCUAGGCUGGACUGACAACUUGGAGCAAGAGCUACUUUCUCUGUUUACUCCUCACUCCAGUGCACACCUUCACAACCAAGACCUGAGCCAGUCAGUGCCCACUUCCAUAUGGUCAGAUAAUUAGAAACACUCCACUGUGCCCUAUGUUGCCAAGAUCUGAUCUAGGAGUGCCAGAUCCAUGUAACAACUUGGACGCCUAGAAAGUGAAAUUCCACAGAACCAAAAUCUUUUACAAGACUGUUCCUUUCUACUGUACAGCUCCUAAAUAGUCGGGGAAUCACCACCCCCACUCAUUCACCCACGACAGAUGUGGUAUCUAGAUGGCAGGGGUUCUUGAGCCCAAAGCAGAGGGCCUGGAAGGUGGGGAGCUGGUAAGCAGGGAAUUGAAGCCAGAAACAAAGAAGGCGGUGCUGUAUCUCACCCCUCACUCGCUGUGAGCCAACUCUACUCUGAAAUGGUUUACCUUCCUGCUCUUCUUGCACCGCCUCCUGCCUGUCUCAGAUGUGCCGAGGUUUCACCUCCACAGACUCUCAGCUUUCUACACUUGAUGCCUCCAGAGCAUCAAAUAAUUUACCUUCCAGAUUUAUUAUGCUCUUUAGAAGAUAAUCCAAUUCAAUAAGUUAUUUCAAGAGAAAAAUCCCCCCACUUUGUGAUUUGGGCUUAAAUUAUAAGUUUCUCAAAUAAGACAGAAGCUGAGGGCUAGGCACACAGAGGACAAACCAUGGUAGCUGCAGUUUAUUGUAAUAAUAAUCCCAUUUGCCUUCGUGCAUUCAGGAUGAUGAAUGGCUGGUAUCUCCUGAUGGCUCAGCACGUUACUGAGAAUCAUUUAUCACAACAUCCAUUCCCAGAAAAUAGGAUUACUCCAACAUUGCUCCACUUACCAAAAUGACUUUCUUUCUGUGAUGAAUUUAUCUGUAUGUAAAAUAGCAGGCAUAUGUAUCUUCACGUAUGAGUUUUUCACAUGUACACAUCAUUAUGCCAAAUGGUUUUAUGAGUAAGAGCAAAUGAUAAGGGGGAGCUGAAGAUUUAGCUUCGAUUUGAGGUGGUUACGUACAGUACAUGGUCUCAGGUCAGGUCCUUAGCCAGGGCCACGGUUUCACAAAGUGCUUCUGAUUGAUCACUUGGGGAAACCAGAGGAGAGAGUAUGAAUGGAUACAGGUAACAAUAGCACAGCUUUGAGAAAUAAAUAUCCCAAACCUAUAUUGGUAUUGAAUUGAGGAUUGUGAAUUAAGGACAGAGAAUUUUCUCUCUGCAUACAGGCAGGAGAAACUUUUCUAAAUUAUUUUGCAAAGAGUUCAAGCAGAGGAAAAAGAAGAAGGAUGAAGAGGAGGAAGAGGAGGAGGAGAAAAUUUCUAACACUACUUGGCACUUACCAUAUCUUACCUUGUUUCUAAGUAUGGUACAAAUAUUAACACACCCUACCCUCUCCACGCUCUACUCAAUAUUCCGUAGUGUCUACUGUUUACAGGUGAGGAAAACAAUGAUGAGGUCAAUGUUUUCCAAACCUUGAAUCGUAAAAUCAAUUCACUGGGUUGGACAAAAUAUUCACAUAUAUAGGUCAUACACAUAUGCGUUUUUUACAUAGUUGGGCUUUCACAUAACUGAUUAAAAUAAUUUUAUAGCCACAUUUAUAAAGGACAAAAAUGAAGAAAAGCAUUAGCAAAUACUAAAUUAAUUAAACAGUUUAGGUUAUCAGUGUCAAAGUCAGUGCUUGAAACAGCAUCACAGAUAGAGCUCCCAAGGCCGCAGAUACUUUUUCCAAUUCACUAACCACAGAUAUGACAGAGAAGGGGACUUCCUAUUUAGUGUCUGAAUUUCUGAGAUUUGAGGGCUUUUCCCUUUUUAUCCCAAAGGACAUACACCCACAGCCAGCUGGAAUACACAUUGUUUUACCGAUGUUUGAGGAAAUCUUGGGGUUCUAACUUUACAUAGGGCAUGUCACAUACAGGUAUAUGGCCCCAUAUCUCCCCCCUCACUUGAGUUUUGUUUGAAGUGAUGCUAUAUGGUCCCAGACCCCCAAGGGCAAAUGCAGGCUCACGUAGCCAAAGCCCUUGAGCCCUUCUUGGCUUCCCUUGACAGUUCCCUUUCCUUGCAACUCCUCACACAGCCACACUAGUCCAAAGCUCUGAGUCGCCCAAACUCCCUUGGCGCUCCCAGUUGACCCCAUGGUGCCUGAUAGGGAGUGCCUUACUCCAGCCCUCGAGCACUCUCUCAGGGAACUCUCUCAGGGUCUAUGGAUCUGGCCACAGAAUUUCUUUGCACAACACGUGCCUCUUUUCUGAACAUAAGCAUUGUCUUCAGGCCUCCGACGUGUUUCUUUCCUUGACUUUCCGUCAUCCUUUUCUGACCUCAGUUGCUCCCACAGCCCCAGUUCCCUUCACAAGCUUCCAUGUUGUGGGUACUGGCAUGAACAGUGGGAUUCUCGUCUGGCUUGGCCAUUUAUCAGUUGUGCAAUCUGGGAGAAGCCACUUGAUGUCUUUGAAAUGUCCUUUCCUUAUCAAUAACCUAGGGGAUAAAAAUGCUUUUCUUAUUGGGUGGAUUAGGAAUUCAACCCAGUACCUUGCACUGCUAAUCCCCUUUUCCUCUGCAGUGUUUCUCUGUACCAUUUCAUUCCUCUGGAUACAGGCCCUCCAGGGAGAACUGAGAACCACAGAUCGCUUGUGUGCUCAGACAAGCAUCACUGAAACUCAGCAAUAGUUUGUGGCGCAGACCCCACCCAUCCUUUGAGUCCACACAUCAUUUGGGGGAAAGCAUUUGGUACAGAUUUCAGCCUAUUCACUAACGUCAGAAACACCGCGUUAAGGCUGCAGUUACCAGAUUUGCUCAUCUACGGCAACUGAGUAAACCAGCCACAUGGGUAACAUUCCCUUCACUUUCUACUUAGCCUAAAAUGUGGAUAUAGCACAGGGAUUGCCUUCACCUACAUAUCACCACAACCUACUGAUCUGGCAAAAUUUUGUCACAUGACAAACUCAUUUGGUGAGGAUUAGAGAUGGAGGAGCAGCGGAACCACUCCUUUGUCAUGUAAACGAGGAAAGAAACUGGCACAACAAGAUGGCAACAGCUAAUAUUGUACCAGAUCCUGCCCUGGGCUCUUUGUUUGGAUUAUUUAAUUAUCAUGGCAGUUCUAUGGAGUAAGCCUUGGAUAAUUCCUAUUAUGCAGAUGAGAAACUGAGGCUUAAGGAAGGAUAAUACAUUGGCUAAGAUUACACAACUAAUAAGUAGGAGAAUCAAAUUUGUUUUUUUUUUUUUCCCUAAGCUCAAGUA
Sapajus apella (tufted capuchin) is the source of this 5813-nucleotide messenger RNA. It is a transcript of the gene F13A1, whose product is annotated as coagulation factor XIII A chain. Gene Ontology annotation, molecular function: protein-glutamine gamma-glutamyltransferase activity. Gene Ontology annotation, biological process: peptide cross-linking; blood coagulation, fibrin clot formation. NCBI's taxonomy places the organism in Eukaryota, Metazoa, Chordata, Mammalia, Primates, Cebidae. Bases 267 to 2387 code for a protein of 706 amino acids. The record is from RefSeq and is a predicted model, not a curated record. The transcript has 15 exons.